Messenger RNA from Salvia splendens (bonfire salvia), 878 nucleotides. Its product is annotated as protein SMALL AUXIN UP-REGULATED RNA 10. The transcript has 4 exons. The record is from RefSeq and is a predicted model, not a curated record. Bases 175 to 678 code for a protein of 167 amino acids. Lineage: Eukaryota; Viridiplantae; Streptophyta; Magnoliopsida; Lamiales; Lamiaceae. Gene Ontology annotation, biological process: response to auxin.
GUAAGAUUUUAGGGUUUUUUCAACCGAAAAAGCAAAAAGGAAAGAAGCUUCGAUUCGUUGUUGCCGCCUUACCGUCACCUUCGGCUGCCGUGUUUCUGCCACCACCAUUUGAGGAGGAGUUGAAGAAGGCCUAAAAAUAUCCCCAUUUGGCGUACCGGUUAACGCUUAAGCAGAAUGGAUGACAAUGGAGAAAGCAAGAUCACGAGCAUCGGGCAAAUUGUUAAGUUCAAGGCGUUCCUUAAAAAAUGGCAGCUCGUGGCUCUGACGCCCAAGAGCUGCACCACGACACCGUCCAAAGGAGGCGCCUGUGAAGCUAUCUCGCCUGAGAUCAGCUUGAGGUGGAGAAACUCAAACCUACAAUGCGAGUCGGACGAUGAGAGCGGCCAUAGCCUAGAGAUGCCUAGCGACGUUCCCAAAGGCUAUCUUGCUGUAUAUGUGGGGCCGGAGCUUCGCAGGUUUAUCAUCCCCACUAGCUAUCUUGGUGAUCCCUUGUUUAAGGUUCUGCUGGAGAAGGUUGAGGAGGAGUUUGGAUUUGAUCACAGCGGCGGCCUCACAAUCCCUUGUGACAUCGAGACGUUUAAGUAUCUCCAGCAAUGCAUGGAAAAUCACAGAAAGGAGCAAGCUUGUCCGAGCAAUGCAGCCACGGGGGAUACCUCAUUACCGGAUUUAGAGGAGUGACGGUUGCAGAAGUGCUUUCAGAUUAGAGAUGAAAGGUUUCUUGAAGAAAUUUUUCUUUUCAAAUAUUGAAGAAGCAUUUUAAAAAAUGGACUGACUUUAGAUCUGGAGUUAAUUCAAUCCGGUGGCUUUGCAUUGUCGAGAAAAUACCUGUAAUAUCGUAUGACAAUAUUCUACAUUAUAUCUGGAGUAGUCAUUUUGUU